CUGAUAUUAUGUUCUUGUCAGGUGUCAGUGGAGAAACUCUCUCUAUGUUCUCCAGAGAGGGAGAUGAUGUCAGUCUGCCGUGUAACAAUGUGGUUUAUCCAGACUGUUCCUCAACUAUAUGGAUCUAUGACAGAGAUGGAACUGCCAUUGAACUAGUCAGUCUAGGGAAGGUGAUAGAACAACCACAACUGAACAACAUGGCUGACAGACUGAGUUUAGGGUCUGACUGUUCUCUACAUGUUAGUGAUGUCAGAGCUGAGGAUGCUGGAUUCUACACUUGUCGACAAUACCUUCCAGAGACUGGACCACAACAUGGAGAGGAUGCUCAUGUUCUUCUGUCUGUUUUAACUAUCUCCUCUACCCCACCAGUGACAGAUCUGAAGUCUAAUGUAGAUAUGACGUUACGGUGUUCUCUGCUCACCUAUGAGGGACAUGGAAGGUGCAACUCAGGAGUUAGUCUCAGCUGGGUGCCUGAAACAGGUACUAAUGUCCAGGUCACACAGCAUUCUCCCUGUGACAUCACUCUGACUGUGACACUCCUGAGGGAGGACAACAACAGGAAGUGGACGUGCACGCUGACUGAAAAGGGAAACGUGAAGAUCUCCAUUAACUUCACCUCCACAUUCUCAG
Salvelinus sp. IW2-2015 is the source of this 630-nucleotide messenger RNA. RefSeq lists its product as uncharacterized. Lineage: Eukaryota; Metazoa; Chordata; Actinopteri; Salmoniformes; Salmonidae. The record is from RefSeq and is a predicted model, not a curated record.